AUGCAAUAUCUUCUAUUGGCGUUGUCGCUCAGCGCCGCCGCCGAUGCAUAUGUAUCUGGAAGCGCUGGCUGGGAACAGGCCUACGCCAAAGCAAAAAUUGCUCUUCAGAAGCUCAAUCAAACAGAAAAGGUCGGCAUUGCCACCGGCGUCACUUGGGAAGGGGGCCCUUGCGUUGGUAACACCUAUGCACCCGAGUCCAUAGAUUAUCCCUCUCUGUGCCUCCAAGAUUCACCGUUAGGUAUUCGGUUUGCCAACCCGGUGUCAGCUUUCCCAGCAGGUAUCAAUGCUGGUGCGACCUGGGACCGCGAUGUUUUCUAUGCGCGUGGAGCUGCUAUGGGCCAAGAGGCCAAAGAGUUGGGCGUGCACGUCCAGCUGGGCCCUGUCGCUGGCCCAUUAGGAAAGAACCCAGAUGGUGGUCGAAACUGGGAAGGCUUUUCUGUGGAUCCAUAUUUGAGUGGAGUCGGUAUGGAACAUACUAUUCAGGGAAUGCAAGACUCGGGUGUCCAAGCUUGCGCCAAGCACUGGCUCGGCAAUGAGCAGGAACACAAUCGAGAAACCAUGAGCUCGAACAUUGGUGAUCGCGCAACUCACGAGCUUUACGUAUGGCCCUUCAUGAAUGCCGUCAAAGCCAAUGUCGCGUCCGUCAUGUGUUCUUACAACAAGUUCAACCAGACUUGGGCUUGUGAAAGCGAUGCAAUUCUCAACAAGCUUCUCAAGAAGGAACUUGGGUUUCCGGGCUACGUCAUGAGUGAUUGGAACGCACAGCACACGGGCGUGAACAGUGCUUUAGCUGGGCUUGAUAUGACAAUGCCUGGUAGCGAUUUUGCGACCCCUCGCGGUAGCGUAUUCUGGGGUCCGAAUCUUGUCCAGGCCGUGAACAAUGGAUCUGUCCCUCAAUCACGAUUGGAUGACAUGGUGACUCGAAUCCUAGCGGCGUGGUAUCUCCUCGAUCAAGAUCAGGGAUAUCCUGAUGUGAAAUUCAGCUCCUGGGAUGGCGGCAAGGCUAGCAUCAAUGUGACAGCUUUGCCGAAUCACAUCGACAUUGCCCGGAUUGGAGCUCGCGAUUCGAUUGUCUUGUUGAAAAACAAGGGCAAGACCCUGCCUCUGAAGAAGCCUCGGAGUCUUGCAAUUAUUGGACUGGAUGCUAUUGUCAAUCCAGAGGGUGCCAAUGCGUGUAGUGAUCAUGGGUGUAACAAUGGUACACUGGCCAUGGGAUGGGGUAGUGGUACAUCACAGUUCCCGUACCUCGUCGAUCCCCUCAGUGCAAUCCAAGCACAAGCCAGUAAAGAUGGCACUUCGAUUGUCCAAAGCACCACCGAUAAUCCAACUGAAGGCGCGGCGGCUGCUGCUGCCGCCGACACGGCAAUUGUAUUUAUCAACUCGGACGCAGGCGAAGGGUACAUCACAGUGGAAGGGAAUGCCGGGGACAGAAACAAUCUUGACCCCUGGCACAAUGGAAACGAGCUUGUCAAAGCAGUCGCAGCCAAGAACAAGAACGUCAUUGUUGUAGUGCACAGCGUCGGUCCCAUUGUUCUUGAGACCGUUCUCGCUCAACCAUCAGUGAAAGCAAUCGUCUGGGCAGGACUCCCUGGUCAAGAAAGCGGAAACGCUCUCGUCGAUGUCCUUUACGGAAGCUGGUCUCCCAGUGGCAAGCUGCCAUACACAAUUGCAAAACAGUUCGCCGAUUACGGUGCUGGAUGGAACCCAUCGCUGGAUGAUAACUUCGGCGAGGGCUUAUUUGUUGACUACCGCCACUUUGACAAGAACGGAAUCUCCCCUCGGUAUGAAUUUGGCUUUGGUCUUUCGUACACGUCUUUCGAAUACAGCAGACUCUCGAUCGAUGUCGCUGCUACAUCCGGCCCUCUGGAUGGGCGCAUCAUCCCGGGUGGAGCUGAACAACUUUUCGAAUCUGUCGGCACAAUCUCUACGCUUGUUAAGAACACUGGCGAGGUUCUCGGUGCUGAAGUUGCGCAGCUUUACAUUGGUUUACCGGACUCUGUCCCCGGGACUCCCCCAAAGCAGCUUCGAGGUUUCGAAAAGCUAUCGCUGUAUCCUCUGCAAACAUCGUUGGCAACUUUCCAGCUGACGCGCCGCGAUCUAAGUUACUGGGAUGUCAAGAAGCAGAAAUGGGUUGUACCAAAGGGGACUUUCACUGUCUAUGUGGGUAGCUCGAGUAGAGAUAUUCGGCAGCAUGGAAAGUUCCAUGUUGGGGGGUAUUGA
Messenger RNA from Penicillium brevicompactum, 2220 nucleotides. Its product is annotated as beta-glucosidase. Gene Ontology annotation, biological process: glucan catabolic process. The transcript is spliced from 4 exons. Gene Ontology annotation, molecular function: beta-glucosidase activity. NCBI's taxonomy places the organism in Eukaryota, Fungi, Ascomycota, Eurotiomycetes, Eurotiales, Aspergillaceae. The coding region runs from base 1 to 2220 and encodes 739 amino acids. The record is from RefSeq and is a predicted model, not a curated record.